Molecule: messenger RNA, 393 nt
Organism: Anisakis simplex (herring worm)
Lineage: Eukaryota; Metazoa; Nematoda; Chromadorea; Rhabditida; Anisakidae
Source: the annotation of a GenBank genome assembly
GUGGUAAUGAACGCAGGUCAAUUAGCUCCAUCCAUAAUACCUCUGCAGUUCAAAAAUCAGCUAUCUGGCUUCUCCAAUAAUGUAACUCGUAUUGUUAAUGCUAUACCGGAUUAUACGAUACGCGCAAUACCGGCCGAAGAUGAUAUGUCGCGUGUCAUUAUUGACACUCCGAAGGUUUUACCGCCGUUAGGUGUGGCAAUUGUUGCGGAGAAUCGAACUGCAAACCAAACAUCCGUAGAAGCGUUUUUCAACGCGAAAGCACGACACGGUGCUGUUAUCGCGUUGUCAUUAGUGAGUAACGCUCGACUGGGCAUUGAUCCGGGUAAUUCAUUUACUCUCUUCAAAUUGUACACUUUUCUUUUAGCGAUGAGAGAUUUGUUUUGCAACAGCUAA